Molecule: messenger RNA, 997 nt
Organism: Lagenorhynchus albirostris (white-beaked dolphin)
Lineage: Eukaryota; Metazoa; Chordata; Mammalia; Artiodactyla; Delphinidae
Gene: BMERB1
Product: bMERB domain containing 1
Exons: 8
Coding region: 225-911 (228 amino acids)
Biological process (GO): negative regulation of microtubule depolymerization
Cellular component (GO): microtubule cytoskeleton
Source: RefSeq, a predicted model, not a curated record
AUGAGUAUUCUCCAGGAAAAGGAUGACAUAUUUUUGGACCUGAGACAGAAAUUCUGGAAUACAUAUAAGUCGGCUGUCCCCGGCCCUGGCGGCGGAAGAGAUGGAGCAACGUCACGAGCGCCCGGCCCCUUAAGACGCUGCUGGCUGGAGCCGCCUCCCUCCCUGCAACCCGCAGCGGGGAUGGAGUAAAGGGAGACCCGUCGACCUGCCCGCGGAGAUCAGCGAUGGAGUUAAAGCAAUCUUUGUCCAUCCAUCUGGAAGCUGAGAAGCCUUUGAGGCGCUAUGGGGCGGUGGAGGAGACGGCGUGGAAAGCGGAGGGACUGGGGAGAAAUCAGCUAGACAUCAUCUCCAUGGCAGAGACAACCAUGAGGCCAGAGGAGAUCGAGCUGGAGAUGGUGAAAAUCCAGCGUCUCCGGGAAGUCUUGGUCCGGCGGGAGUCUGAGCUCAGGUUUAUGAUGGAUGACAUCCAGCUCUGCAACGACAUCAUGGACUUGAAGCAGGAGCUGCAGAACUUGGUCGCCAUCCCAGAAAAAGAAAAAACCAAGUUGCAGAAGCAGAGAGAGGACGAGCUAAUCCAGAAGAUCCACAAACUGGUGCAGAAGAGAGACUUCCUGGUGGACGAUGCAGAGGUUGAGCGGCUAAGGGAGCAAGAAGAAGACAAGGAAAUGGCCGAUUUUCUGAGAAUCAAGUUAAAACCUCUAGACAAAGUAACCAAAUCUCCAGCCAAUAAACAGCCUCAGCUCUUUCACUGGGUGACGGUGCCAAAGGUGCCAAAGGCUGCUAAGAAGACCGAGGCCUGUGGUCAGCAGGGUCAUCUCCUGGACGGCAGUGUCAGCAAAGCGGGGAAGGACCACCCAACAGAGGAGACGACAAGGGAAGGACCUCGACAGAGCAGAUUCUCAAGGAGAUAAAGGGUUUAACUGAUUAAGUGCAUUGGGAGGGAAACCUUGUGAAAGAGACACAGCUUAUCAUUUGGGGACCAAACAGCAUGUGAAGC